Messenger RNA from Antrostomus carolinensis (chuck-will's-widow), 741 nucleotides. RefSeq names its product olfactory receptor 10A5-like. Gene Ontology annotation, cellular component: membrane. The record is from RefSeq and is a predicted model, not a curated record. Gene Ontology annotation, biological process: G protein-coupled receptor signaling pathway. The transcript has a single exon. The annotation marks the transcript as partial. Lineage: Eukaryota; Metazoa; Chordata; Aves; Caprimulgiformes; Caprimulgidae. Gene Ontology annotation, molecular function: G protein-coupled receptor activity; olfactory receptor activity.
UUGUCCUUCCUGGAUAUUUCCACAGCAUCAAUCAUUGUUCCCAAGAUGCUGAUAAACUUCCUGUCAGAGGACAGGAGCAUUUCCUACAUGGUCUGUGCCGCACAGCUCUACUGUGUGAUCUUCUUAGGAGCCACUGAAUGCUACAUUUUGGCAGCCAUGGCCUAUGACCGUUACGUGGCCAUAUGCAACCCCCUGAGAUAUGCAAUCAUCAUGAACAGCAGAGUUUGUCUUUCUUUGGUCCUGCUGUCAUGCUGCAGUGGUAAUGUUGUGUCUGUGGUGCAGACAGCUUGGGUGUUCACAUUGCCAUUUUGUGGGCCCCGAAAGAUUAACUACUUCUUCUGUGAUAUUCCACCCCUCAUCAUGCUCUCCUGCACUGACACAUCUUUGUAUGAAAAGCAGAUCAUUAUGGCCACGGUGCUAGUCAUCUUUACACCAUUUUGCCUCAUCCUGGUAUCCUAUGCCUGCAUCAUCUCCAGCAUCCUGAAGAUAUCUUCUUCAGAGGGCAGACACAAGAUCUUCUCCACCUGUUCCUCACACCUUACUGUUGUAACACUGUAUUAUGCAAGUGGGACCUUGAUUUACUUACGGCCAAAAUCCAGUAAUUCACAAGACACAAAGAAAUUCCUAGCUCUCAUAUACACAACCAUAAUUCCUGCAUUAAACCCCUUGAUUUACAGCCUGAGAAAUAAAGAUGUGAAAGGAGUACUAAUCAAAAUUAUAUAUAAGCUAAGGAAGAUAUAA